UUAACGUGAGAAACUGGUAAAUCGAGACCAAUGAUGCGAGUUCCGCAUCCUCCAGAUCACGGCCUGUUUCAAUUCCUCAGAGCAGCUGUUCAGGUCCAUCAACGCUUCGUUUCUGGCGCAUUAUCGCGUGCAGAGUCUCCCAUCUACGUCAUUGGGAACCCCUCCGCGGACCUCGACUCGAUCGUUUCUGCGCUGGUCUACUCAUAUUUCGCAAAUAAUCGUGUCCCGUGUGACAACCCCCGGCCUCAUGUACCGGUGAUAAACCUCGAGAAGGUUCCUGCUGGCCCCGAACUCCGUCGGCUGCGUCCCGAAUUUGCCAAAGCGUUAUGGCUUUCUGGUUGUCCGGGGACAGGGCGAGAUACUACAGAGAAGACGCUGGAGGUUGACGAGAAUUCCCUUUUCCGAGACCAUUUCCUUACUGUAGCCGACUUUGCCACACAUCUGAAGCAGGAAGGAGUGAGUGGGGUGGAACACCGAUUACACGCAGACUCGGUUCUUGUAGAUUGGAAUGCGUUGCCGAUACGGUCGACGGACCGCCAACCAGGCCAUGGAUCGCUGGUCGGCCUGUCGAUGGUGGAAUUUAAUGUACUCGGUUGUAUCGAUCAUCACACGGAUGAAAGGUUUCUUCCCACCAUCGCCCCAACACAGCCUUAUCUUGUGGAGCCAACAGGGUCAUGUACUUCGCACGUGGUAAAUAUACUGGAGACAAUGGGUCUUUGGGAAAGGCCCGAGAAGCAAGAUUCCGAUCCAAAGGGUGGAGAGCUCAGCAGCUCAUUUGAAAUUACCGACGAGCAAAUGGCCAGGCUUGCGGUGGCCCCUAUUUUAAUCGACACCGCAAACCUUUCAGCGAAAGACAAGGUGACCGAAUUUGACACCGCGGCUUAUGAUUUUCUCCUUCCGAAAACAAACCAGUCGCUGGCUCGUUCUUCUUGGGACCCUAAUACGUUUUAUAUGCAAGUCAACGAAUCAAAGCAGAACAGUCUCGAACUGCUGACUGUGGAUGAGAUCUUGGACCGGGAUUAUAAGGAAUGGGCCGAAAAGACCUCCCAGCAAACCGAUACACCCUCCCCUAUACAGAUCGGCAUUUGUUCUAUGGUCAAAUCGAUACCGUGGAUUGUCCGAAAGGCAGGCGGCCCUAAGCCGUUUCUCCAGUCCUUGCAGACAUUUGCGACCAAUCGAAAACUAGACAUCGUGGUCGUGAUGACUGCGUUUAGCUCCGCAAAGGAUGGCCAAUUUUCUCGCGAGCUUCUUGUUUGCGCUUUGAACAAUCAACAUGCAGUUGAUGCAUUGCAGACUUUUCUCUCCGAGGCCGGCUCUCGGCUCGGUCUGGAGGAAUGGUCUUCACUCGAUGGAGAUGAUUUUGCCCAAGACAUCAAGGAUACAUGGGUUAAUUCUGCAGAAGAUUCUCCGUGGAUUCGGAUCUGGACGCAGACAAAUGUGGCCCAAAGUAGAAAACAAGUAGCGCCCUUGAUUAGAGGAGCCGUUGCUUCACUUUGAAUUUAGCAGCUAAAAUACACCAACCAGAUCCGCAAAACGAACGACUCCAGUCAACUGCGCUCUCGUUCUUCCCUCUUGUUCAUUCCACAGGCACCACAUAAUUACGAUCACAAAAGAGCACUGAGUUCUCAAUUGGCAGCAAUCUUUGAUCCAUUUGUAGACUCAAAGACUGUUUGACGGAUAAAGCUGAAACUGUUAUAAAGGACGCAAAUGUUCAAAGGCAAAGAACUAUUUUAGGACUCCAACAAUGAACCAUUAUUUAUAUUCAGCUAAGGGUCCUUCCUUAUUCUCGAGAGAACAAUUGAAAGAAUCAGCUCAUCUAAUGCUGCAUCUCUUUGUUUAGGGCAUGCCUCUGCGCUAGUGCUCUAUCACAUAAAGAAACCAAAAUGUGAGGAGGUUUUCCCUCGAGGCCCAUUUGAUUCAAUUGAGAUGCAUGUGUUAUGCUGAAUAGCUAGAGAAUGAAUAAUAU
Messenger RNA from Aspergillus ochraceoroseus IBT 24754, 1966 nucleotides. Its product is annotated as putative exopolyphosphatase. Bases 31 to 1497 code for a protein of 488 amino acids. The transcript has a single exon. Gene Ontology annotation, cellular component: cytoplasm. Gene Ontology annotation, molecular function: exopolyphosphatase activity. NCBI's taxonomy places the organism in Eukaryota, Fungi, Ascomycota, Eurotiomycetes, Eurotiales, Aspergillaceae. The record is from RefSeq and is a predicted model, not a curated record.